This is a messenger RNA of Ostreococcus tauri, 563 nucleotides long. RefSeq lists its product as hypothetical. The transcript has a single exon. The annotation marks the transcript as partial. NCBI's taxonomy places the organism in Eukaryota, Viridiplantae, Chlorophyta, Mamiellophyceae, Mamiellales, Bathycoccaceae. The record is from RefSeq and is a predicted model, not a curated record.
AUGGCGGCGCGGAGGAUCGAUGCGAAGACGUUCGAUGCGGUGAUCGAACGCGCGUGCGAUCGGGGACGGGUGGAGGCGUUGCGCGAGGUGGACGCGCGGUUGAGCGAGGCGACGCGCGCCGAGACGAGAGGGGCGCGGGACGGAGACGCGAGCGAGCGAACGGCGGCGAUGGAUCGGGCGAUGCGUGCGGAGGCGGAGGCGGUGGCGAUAAUCGAGUGUUUAAGACAGCGAGGGGAGAUCUCGGCGUUCGGGAGGUGUCAUAACGUCCCGAAGCGAGACUACACUUUGGCGGAACUUAAGCUGAAUAACAUCGAGGCUGAGAAGCUGCUCGCGCCGACGGAGUCGACGAUCAAGGGGAUCAGGGAUAAUUUCACUCGUUUGCUCGUCGCGGCGUACGUCGGUGGUGUCGUCGCGUUGCAUCCCACGUUCGCGCAAGGCGCGGGUGUGGCGGCGUUUGCGACGUUUUGCUCCGUGUACGACCAAGUCGCUUUCGCCGGCGGCGUCUCUGCACUCGCCCUCGACACCGUCGCGCAGUCGACGUCGAAGGAGUACGUCACGCGACU